Molecule: messenger RNA, 2289 nt
Organism: Meleagris gallopavo (turkey)
Lineage: Eukaryota; Metazoa; Chordata; Aves; Galliformes; Phasianidae
Source: RefSeq, a predicted model, not a curated record
GGGAGGCCGUGCCCGGGGACGCCGCCGCCGCCGCCUCUGCUGUGGAGACCGAAACUGCGAGCGGGAAGGACCCGAUGGAGGCCGCCCCCGACGGCCCCGAGGCCAUGGACACACAGGCGGGGUCGGUGGAUGAGGAGAACGGGAGGCAGCUGGGAGAGAUCGAACUGCAGUGCGGCAUCUGCACCAAGUGGUUCACGGCAGACACCUUCGGCAUCGACACCACAUCUUGUUUGCCUUUCAUGACCAACUACAGUUUCCAUUGCAACGUUUGCCACCACAGUGGGAACACGUAUUUCUUAAGAAAACAAGCAAAUCUCAAGGAAAUGUGCCUUAGUGCUCUGGCCAACUUAACGUGGCAGUCAAGGACACAAGAUGAGCAUCCAAAAACCAUGUUCUCCAAAGAUAAGGAUAUCAUCCCAUUCAUUGAUAAAUACUGGGAGUGUAUGACCACGAGACAGAGACCAGGGAAGAUGACUUGGCCUAAUAAUAUUGUCAAAACUAUGUGUAAAGAAAGAGAUGUGUUCUUAGUGAAGGAGCACCCAGACCCAGGGAGUAAGGAUCCUGAAGAAGACUACCCAAAGUUUGGACUUCUGGACCAAGAUCUUGCCAAUAUUGGUCCUGCGUAUGAUAACCAGAAGCAGAACAAUGCUGUAUCCACAAGUGGAAAUUUAAAUGGAGGAAUUGCUGCAGGAGGCAGCGGGAAAGGGAGGGGAGCGAAACGCAAACAGCAGGACGGAUCGACCACUGGAACAGCCAAGAAAACCCGAAGCGACCCGUUGUUUUCUGCGCAGCGCUUACCACCCCACGGCUACCCCUUGGAGCACCCCUUCAACAAGGACGGCUAUCGCUACAUCUUGGCUGAGCCAGACCCCCACGCACCUGACCCAGAGAAGCUGGAGCUGGACUGCUGGGCAGGAAAACCAAUUCCUGGGGAUCUCUACAGAGCCUGCCUGUAUGAACGGGUCCUCUUGGCACUGCAUGACCGAGCUCCUCAGCUGAAGAUCUCAGAUGACAGGCUGACUGUUGUUGGGGAGAAGGGAUAUUCCAUGGUCCGAGCCUCGCAUGGAGUCAGGAAGGGAGCGUGGUACUUUGAGAUCUCCAUGGAUGAGAUGCCCCCAGACACAGCUGCCAGAUUAGGCUGGUCACAGCCACUGGGGAACCUCCAGGCACCUCUGGGAUAUGACAAAUUCAGUUACUCCUGGCGCAGCAAAAAGGGAACAAAGUUUCACCAGUCCAUAGGGAAGCAUUAUUCGUCUGGCUACGGACAGGGGGACGUUCUGGGCUUUUACAUCAGUCUUCCAGAAGAUACUGAGACUGCCAAGUCGCUGCCUGACACUUACAAAGAUAAGGCUUUGAUCAAAUUUAAAAGCUAUUUGUACUUUGAAGAGAAGGACUUUGUGGACAAAGCAGAGAAGAGCCUGAAGCAAGCGCCGGGAAGCCAGAUCAUAUUCUUCAAGAACGGUGCCAGCCAAGGAGUCGCUUUUAAAGACAUUUUUGAAGGAGUUUAUUUUCCUGCUAUUUCUUUGUACAAAGGCUGCACGGUUUCUAUCAACUUUGGGCCAUAUUUCAAGUAUCCCCCCAGAGAUAUCACGUACCGCCCCAUGAGUGACAUGGGCUGGGGAGCUGUUGUGGAACACACGCUGGCAGACGUCCUGUAUCACGUCGAGACAGAAGUGGAUGGAAGAAGAAGCCCUCCCUGGGAGCCUUGAAGAAGCACAAUAAGGCAACAACACAGUGACUCAAAUCAGGUGGAUUUUAUUCUGGAGGAACGUGCAUCACUCAGAACAAUCCGUCAACGAACAAACACCAUGAAGCCAAUGCAGCUCUUGGCAGCAGGUGCAGCGUACGUGUGGUCCUUGCUGAAGAUUGAUGCACUGCCACUGUGCUGAGUCCAAGUAAAUGCUGUUCUAAUGUGUAUUGUGCUAUUUGUGAGCAUCUCUUGGAGUCUUCAGUAACUCACAGUGUAGCUAGCUGAAGAAGCAAUGAUUGUGUUGAGAUAACUUCCCAUCUGACAUUCAGGGCUCAUAACAGUCAUCGUUCAGUGGGACCAGGUGUGUGGUUGGACCCACCUGCUGUAUCCAUACCUGCAGAAGCAACUCUGACACUUCUGCUUAGCUGUGCUUGGCUAAAUGUGAACAGUUUCCAUCCAGAAGGAUUGUGUUGUAACAAGACUACUGCAUGUAAGACUGAAAUUUGGGCUUCUGCCCAAACUGUAUUUUUUUGUUUUUUGGUUUUUUUUUACAUAAACUGGCAGCCAGUUUAAACAUAAACUCUUCUUUUAAACUUUCA